CAAUGCACUGCGUGAUACAGCAAUGCAUCUUGGGAUAAAGAAGGUGCCACCGUAAUGUUCUAAAGUCCGUGGACGUGAGAUGAAUUUAUUGAUCUCAAUUUUUCUAAAAGCCUUUUAGAAAAGCGGUACUGAGCGGUAACACUAUUAUCAGACUCUUCUGAGGUCUUGUAACUUGCAGAAACCGUGGCGACCAUGGGAGCAGACAAAAGAAUUGGUCGGACCGAGCGUAGUGGUAGAUACGGGUCUGACCAGUCUCGUGAUGAGUCAGAUUGGCGCGAUAGACGAGAGAGGGACCAAGAGCGUGACCACAACAUGCGCCGCUGGGGGGAGGAGAGACGUGGCGACCGUUAUGAAGGAGAACGCCGGGGAUCAAGAGACAGUCCUGAGCCACGAGAGAGGAAAAGACGCAACAGUGAUCGAUCAGAAGACGGUUAUCAGUCUGAUGGUGACUACCCAGAGCAAGACUAUAGAAGGGAGCCUGGGGAGGAGAAGAAGAGCAAGACUAUCAUGCUCUGGGGCCUGCCUCCCCAUGUCACAGAGGAUGAUGUCCGUUUUUCCAUAGAUCAACUGGAGGGACCACAGCCAGUGGAUGUCAGGCUGAUGAAAAAGAAAACAGGUAUAAGCCGUGGUUUCGCCUUCGUGGACUUUUAUCACUUGCAAGAUGCUUCCCGAUGGAUGGAGACCAAUCAGAAACGUCUGCUCAUACAAGGCAAAAAUGUGGACAUGCACUACAGUCAUCCCAGAAACAAGUUUGAAGACUGGUUAUGCAACACUUGUGGCCUGUACAAUUUCCGGAGGAGGCUGAAGUGCUUCAGGUGUGGAGCAGCCAAAACUGAAGGUGAAACCAGCCAUAAUCCAGGCGUCUCUGAAAGUCAACCCAGUGGAGAUUUCUAUGGUGACACAAUUAUCCUGAGAAAUAUUGCUCCACUUACCACUGUGGAAGCCAUCAUGACAGCCCUGGCACCAUAUGCUAACCUUUCACCUAACAACAUUCGCCUCAUCAAGGACAAGCAGACGGGCCAGAACAGAGGCUUUGCCUUUGUGCAGCUGUCCUCUCCUCUGGAGGCCUCUCAGCUACUAACCAUCUUACAAGGACUGCAGCCUCCUUUGAAACUAGAUGGAAAAACAAUUGGUGUUGAUUAUGCCAAGAGUGCUAGAAAGGACCUUGUGCUACCAGACGGGAACCGUGUCAGUGCCUUCUCUGUGGCCAGCACAGCCAUUGCUGCAGCCCAGUGGUCCUCAAGUCAGCCACAGCAGAACUCUGAUGGUUUAUCUGAAUACAGCUACCUGCAAGAAGGAUAUCAUCCAAUGUCACAGGAUUACCCGACAUUCUUCCCACAAGCACCAGGAGCCAGCCUUUCUCAGGGAAAUGGGAUUUUAGGAGCUGCCCCCGGUGUCAAGAUUGUUCCUACUGCAGCUGGAGUUGUAAUCUCACAGGGUGCCCAAGUCUACCAGCCUCACAUAAUUGCUCAGGCUGCUGUUCAGGCUGUGCCACUUGUUCAGCAACUGGAGGCAAAGCCCACUUCGGGCCUCGAACCAGCAACUGUGCCUGUUGCCACAGUUGCUGCUGCCACUGUUACUGCUGCCAGUACUGUAACGGUCUCAGGAGAAGCAACUGACGUCAAGACUGCUGUACCUGAUACAUCAACCUAUCAGUACGAUGAGUCAUCUGGCUAUUAUUAUGAUCCUCAAACUGGGCUCUACUAUGACCCGAAUACACAUUAUUACUACAACUCUCAGACCCAGCAGUACCUUUACUGGGACUGUGAGAAACAGACAUAUGUACCAGCCCCAGCUGACACAAAUGCUUCACAAAAUGAAACAGCAGCAGGCAGUAAAGAACCGAAAGAAGGCAAAGAAAAAAAGGAAAAGCCCAAAAGCAAAACAGCCCAGCAGAUUGCUAAAGACAUGGAACGUUGGGCUAAAAGUCUCAAUAAGCAGAAAGAGAACUUCAAAAGCAGCUUUCAGCCUAUUAGUCAAGAAGAGAGGAAGGAAGCAGCGGCUGCUGAUGCUGGCUUCACACUGUUUGAAAAGAAGCAAGCGGGAACUCUAGAUAGACUCAUACCAGAGUUGUCAAGGGUUCAUGAAGAGGAGCCAGCACUCAACGCUGUCAACGCUUCAAAGUGUGGCCUUGUGGCAGCCUACAGUGGAGACAGUGACCCUGAGGAAGCGGGAGCAGAGCCUGAUGGUGGUGAAGGAGGACAGGACAAACUGACUGACUGGAAUAAGCUCGCCUGCCUGCUCUGCAGGAGACAGUUCCCCAACAAAGAAAGCUUGAUUCGACAUCAGCAACUCUCUGACCUUCACAAGAAAAACCUAGAGGUUCUUCGCAGAUCCAAAAUGAGCGAAGCUGAACUAGAAGAGCUGGAGAGAAAGGAGACAGAGUUGAAAUACAGAGACAGAGCAGCUGAGAGGAGAGAAAAAUAUGGCAUCCCUGAACCACCUGCACCAAAAAAGAAGAAAUACAGCCAGCCAACACCAGUCAUUAACUAUGAACAACCCACCAAAGAUGGUCUGAACAGUGACAAUAUUGGGAACAAAAUGCUACAAGCCAUGGGCUGGAAGGAGGGGAAAGGACUAGGCCGUCACCAGCAGGGCAUCACUGCACCAAUUGAGGCACAGUUAAGAACAAAAGGAGCUGGACUUGGCACUAAAGGCACCAACUACACCCUCUCUGCCUCAGACACUUACAAAGACGCAGUCCGAAAAGCUAUGUUUGCCCGCUUCACUGAAAUAGAAUAGGUUGCCUCAACCUCAAGUGAGUGAUCAUCUUGGUCUGCAGGUGCUUUGCAUCUUUUAGAGGUGGAAGUCCUUUGAGGCUGCAUGAGCACCGACGUGGACCUGACUGGGAAGUAACAGAUGGUUCUCCUUUAUUGGUUUUCUCUCAUGUAAGAUCUGAAAUGAAUAUACCUCUUUCAAUAAGUCGGAAAAUACAAAUAACCUGUAACGUAGGUAUAUUAAAAUGACUUGUAUAAUUUAUGAAUGUACAUAUGCACAGUAAGCUGUCCUCCCUAGUUUACAUAUUUCUUUUCUAUUUCUUCUCUUUAUGGCAUUUUUCUUUCAGUAUGUUGAAGGUUGUACAGUUUAUACAAGCUCUUGUUUGUACAGAAAAUAAACAGUGUGAGUGAUGGUCA
This is a messenger RNA of Betta splendens (Siamese fighting fish), 3134 nucleotides long. It is a transcript of the gene rbm5, whose product is annotated as RNA binding motif protein 5. Gene Ontology annotation, cellular component: nucleus. Gene Ontology annotation, biological process: mRNA splicing, via spliceosome. Bases 193 to 2742 code for a protein of 849 amino acids. The transcript has 25 exons. Gene Ontology annotation, molecular function: RNA binding. NCBI's taxonomy places the organism in Eukaryota, Metazoa, Chordata, Actinopteri, Anabantiformes, Osphronemidae. The record is from RefSeq and is a predicted model, not a curated record.